ACAGAACAGAGAAGCCCCAUAACAACACAGAACAGAGACAUACAGAGAGAGAGAGAGAGAGAGAGAUGGAGAGAGAAAAGGAAAUGAAGCAAUCAAAAUUCAAGAGGGUAUGUGUGUUCUGUGGGAGUAGCCCAGGAAAGAAGAGCAGCUACAAAGAUGCUGCUAUUGAGCUUGGGAGGGAAUUGGUUUCAAGGAGCAUAGAUCUAGUUUAUGGAGGAGGGAGUAUUGGAUUGAUGGGUUUGAUUUCCCAAGCUGUUUACAAUGGGGGUCGCCAUGUUCUCGGAGUAAUUCCCAAGACCCUUAUGCCUAGAGAGCUAACUGGGGAAACAGUUGGGGAAGUGAAGGCAGUAGCAGACAUGCACCAAAGGAAGGCAGAGAUGGCUAGAAAUUCAGAUGCCUUUAUUGCAUUGCCUGGUGGUUAUGGAACUCUUGAAGAGCUUCUUGAAGUGAUUGCAUGGGCUCAACUUGGCAUCCAUGACAAACCGGUUGGAUUGUUGAAUGUAGAUGGGUACUACAACUCUCUCUUGUCAUUCAUUGACAAAGCAGUAGAGGAAGGUUUCAUUAGCCCAAGCUCGCGCCACAUCAUCAUAUCAGCCCCUAACGCGAGGGAGUUAGUGAAGAAAUUGGAGGAGUACAUUCCCGGGCAUGAAAGAGUUGCUUCAAAGCUGAAUUGGGAGACAGAACAAUUAGGUUACACCCCAAAAUCGGAUAUCUCAAGGUGAGUAGGUCCGGGAAGAGAUCAAGUUGUUGCCAUGGAGGGACUCAUUUUAGGAGACUUCAAAUUUUCCCCGCGUAGGGAAUUCUUUUUCAUUUUUGUUUUUGUUUUUGUUUUUGCUUUCUUGUUUUGUCAACUGCAAAAUUUGUCCUCAAUAUAUGAAGUUUUUUUUUUUUUUUUU
Molecule: messenger RNA, 896 nt
Organism: Camellia sinensis
Lineage: Eukaryota; Viridiplantae; Streptophyta; Magnoliopsida; Ericales; Theaceae
Source: RefSeq, a predicted model, not a curated record